CUUCAAACCUCUGAAGCAUUUGCAUUGGUGUCUAGGUGGUAACACACAACACUGUUCCCGUUUUCACCAUGACCAACCAGUGCAUCCUUCAGAUCGCUCUCCUGUUGGGUUUCUCCACCACAGCUUUUUCCAUCAGCUACAACUUACUUCGACUUCAACAAAGGAACUGCAAUUUGGCUUUGCAGGACCUCCUGUGGCAGUUGAAUGGAACCUCUCAAAAUUGCCUCAAGGACAGGAUAGACUUCAAGCUCCCUGAGGAGAUUAGACAACCACAGCAGUUCCAGAAGGACGAUGCCAUUUUGCUCAUCCAUGUGAUGCUCCAGCAGAUCUUUGGUAUUUUCAGAAGAAAUUUCUCUAGCACUGGCUGGAAUGAGACCAUCAUUGAGCACUUCUAUGAGGAACUCAGUCACCAGAGGGAUCGUCUGGAGACAGUCUUGGAGGAAAUAAUGGAGGAGGAAAACUUCACCUGGCGAAAUAUGAUCACGCUGCACCUGAAGAAUUACUACCUAAGGAUCAGGCGGCACUUGAAAGCCAAGUCGUACAGCAGCUGUGCCUGGGUAGUAGUCCGAGUGGAAAUCCUCCGGAACUUUUUCUUCCUUAACAGACUUACAGACUACCUUCGAAACCGAGUAUCCCCAGCCUGUGCCUCUGGGAAUGAAGACUGAGUACAGCAGUUCUUCAACCAGCAGAGGCUCUUUAUGUGACUGACAACUAAUGCACUGCUUUUGAAAGGACAAUGAAAGACUUUACAUUUUUUAAACUAAAUUAUGCAUUUUAAGUCAUUAUUUAUUUAUUUAUUUACACUUUUGCUUUGGAAAAUAAAAUUUCUUGAA
Rhinolophus ferrumequinum (greater horseshoe bat) is the source of this 833-nucleotide messenger RNA. RefSeq names its product interferon beta 1 (gene IFNB1). Lineage: Eukaryota; Metazoa; Chordata; Mammalia; Chiroptera; Rhinolophidae. Bases 69 to 665 code for a protein of 198 amino acids. The record is from RefSeq and is a predicted model, not a curated record. Gene Ontology annotation, biological process: natural killer cell activation involved in immune response; humoral immune response; adaptive immune response. The transcript has a single exon. Gene Ontology annotation, cellular component: extracellular region. Gene Ontology annotation, molecular function: type I interferon receptor binding; cytokine activity.